This is a messenger RNA of Schistocerca gregaria, 6622 nucleotides long. RefSeq lists its product as uncharacterized. Gene Ontology annotation, biological process: protein phosphorylation; regulation of MAPK cascade; intracellular signal transduction. Bases 1 to 4872 code for a protein of 1623 amino acids. The transcript has 9 exons. Lineage: Eukaryota; Metazoa; Arthropoda; Insecta; Orthoptera; Acrididae. The record is from RefSeq and is a predicted model, not a curated record. Gene Ontology annotation, cellular component: cytoplasm. Gene Ontology annotation, molecular function: protein serine/threonine kinase activity; ATP binding.
AUGAAUGAUGUGGCGAUAGAAUACUCGCAAGUCGCCUUGCCGACUGAUAGGGAUGUGCAACCGUCCUUUUCGGUCGGUGAUGGUGUGCGCAUCCCAGAAGAGCAGAAGCCCUUUUAUUCGCCUCGAAAAAAUAUUAUUGUGCUUGAACUGGGUUCUUUCUGCAUCCGUGUUGGCUUUAGCGACAAAGAGGACCAGCCGCCCAUCACCAUUACCAAUGCCAUUGCCUAUCGUCGGUACCUCCAGCACAAGUCCGAUUCGAGUGACACCGACGAGACGAUCGAAAAAAAAAUCGACGAUUCACACAAAAAGCCCAAUUGUGUUUUAGACUCUAAGACCGGCGCGAGUAUUUUCUCCCCGGAGGUGGAGUCGCUGGUUUCUGAGCUGGAGGAGCGCUAUGCGUCCGCCUACGACAAUUUGAAGCGCACGUCGACUUCGGUUCGACUAUUGAUACACGAAAACUCGUGUGAGACGCUUUCAGAAGAAAGUGAUACGCCCACCGAAUGGAUGCCUAUAGAAAACAAUACGAGUUAUUUCAUUGGGGAUCAGGUGCUGUAUCUCGACGAUUCCGAUCCCUACAACAUUUAUUUUCCAUUUUACGCGGGUCAUUUCAACUACAAAUAUCUCCAUAUGACGUGCCCUGAUCCAGAUCGUCAGUCUUUUGCCAUCACGCACGCCUUCGUCAAGGACAGCAUUACCAAGAUUUUGACCGAGGUGUUCCUAGUCUAUAUGGACGUUCGCAAGGAGGAGUUGGCGCUGUACGAUGUGAUGCUCGUAAUUCCAGAUUCUUUUUACAAGAGAGAGGUCAAGGAUUUGAUUCACAUACUGCUGCUGGACAUCGGUUUCGGGAACAUCUUGCUUCACAAGUCUGGUCUUUGCGCUGCGGUGGGAUCCGGAAAAAGUGCGUGUUGCGUUGUGAACAUAGGAUAUUGUCAUACAACGAUUUCGUGCGUUGACAAUUUUGAGGUUCUGAAGCCGAGUUUAAUGUCUCUGCCCUACGGGGGGAUUGACGUCAGUCUGUUCCUUAAGGACCUACUUGCUAGAUCGAGCGAGGUGAACUUUUUCAAGUAUCACUCGGCCAACAUUCGAAAGUCUAUACAAGAUUUGAUCAUUUUCGAGGAAAUCAAGGAGUCGACUUGUUGCUUCGAUGUCAACUCGAUCAAGCCAGAAAUGUACGUGUUUCUGGUCAGACAUCGCAGCACGCCGACUGUUCUGUACCGUCUAGACAUCGGCAUGGCUCAGCUUAUCGCACCGUUUGUGUUGCUCAACCCAGCGCUCAGACCCAAGACCGAGCAGGAACUGGACGACCCGCGUCACCGGAUGUGUUGUCUAGAAGAUGAUCCUGAGGACCUUUGGGCGAACGUCUGGCUAAACCGCCAUUCUUCUAGCCAAUCGUGUUCAUCAGAACAUUCUAAGCCAAAGCACAAAAAAAAGGCCGGCGACAAACCGUCUCAAAGCGGCGGACUGACAGAAAGGGUAAAUCCCGCCGCUCCUCAAACCGAGGGCGACGUGGGCGAUGAUGCCAUGGUACUGGGCGAUGUUUCAGAAUCGGUGGAAAUGUCAUCUCCCAAUCCGAAAUUGAAUCAUGCAGAAAAUUCUCUUGCACAAAAAAUCAUUGAAUCCAUCACCAACAGCACAAGUCAGCCACGUCUUUUGCAAACCUUCUUUAACCACAUCGUCCUAAUUGGUGGAUCCUCCUCCAUUGCCGGGCUCAAAAACCAGUUAGAGUCGGAAAUCUGCAAACUUCUGCCCGACGAUUCCAACAUCCAAGUCAUCGCUUCUCCCCCCUCCACCGGCGUCUCACCUUCGAAUUGCGUAUGGCGUGGUGCAUCCGUUUUGGUCUCCAAGACGCCGAGAGAGUAUUGGCUUGAUCGCGGAGCGUUCCGACUACGAGGACUGACUGCCCUUCGAGAAAAGCUCUUGUUUUCCUGGGAUUCGAUUUAUGCGAGCGCUGACAAAUGUCCGGCCACGCUGCGGGAUGUCUUUCACCACAUUCAAGUCGAGACGGAGAAAAAAUUUGCUGAUCCAAGAGUGCGAUACACAUCUGUAUCAGGUUUUUUGUUUUUGAGAUUCAUCGUUGCGGCCAUAUUGGGACCGAAGCUCUUCAACCUAGCGUCAGAUUACCCAUCCACCAAGGUUUUGGCCAACCUGACAGCUGUUUCUCGGAUACUGCAGAAGAUUGCCAAUUUCACACCGUUUGAUUUUUCUCGAAAGGGCAACCAUCUCGAGCGCGAGGUGUAUAUUGAGAACAAGAGGGAAUUGAUGAAGGUGUUUUUGGAUGAGAUAUGCAGGCCUGAGGUCGAGAAUGAUAUGUUCGAUCCCACUCCGGUGGAUUUGCCGGAAGAUCUUGCUUACCUGCAAUAUUUGUUCGAGCAGAAUAUUGAAAAGCUGGAUAUGUUGGUGAGGGACGCGCAGAAUCCGAUUCACCCUCAAGUAGUUAGAUUGGUUGAAAUUUUAGACAGGAUGGCCAUGGCGACGCCCAAUCCCAGAACAGCAUUAUUGGUGAAAAAUGAGCGCUCUGAGUUAGUUCCUAAUCCGGAAUUUAGAAUUACGUGUUCCGGCGACAGAAUUGGUCUUGGUCGGUACUUGUCUGACGAUUCCACUACAGGGUGGUCCGUGCUUGAGCGUUCUUUCGAUUCUUCAAGCACUCCAGACAUGAUGGACAGCGGACUGAGUGUUAGCAGCAUACCGAGCGUUCCCAGGGAUUGGCCUGGUGCCGUCACUGAAAGAGGCACUAGCGUCAACCGCUCGGACGCACCUCAGGUUAGAGCCCGGAUUUUUGUUCUAUACAUGUCAAGGAAGCUACUGAGAGGUCUUACUGAUGAAUCAAACUUACAGAGCAAUAACAGCGGUAAUGGGAUGGUCGGGAGCGACACCAGUGAAAUUUCUGGUGACGGGGCGCUUGACACGCAGAAAGACUAUAUGAUUGUUCGUAUUCAAAUGCCCGUUCUGCAGGGGUACUCGACGAAGCGCUUGCCCAAAGCUGCUAAGAUCGCUGAGGUUAUAUCGAUUCUUAACAAUUCGAUGCCGGUGAAUUUGCGUUCAAAUCGUUACAGAUUGUACUGCAAUUCUCUGAGAAUACUAGACGAAGAGGCGAGUUUGUGCUCCUACGGUUUGAGGCCUACUGAUAAAAUAGAGUUGAAGAGGGGCGCGGAGUUCGAGUUUGAAUACGACAAAGAAGGUCGAAAGUUGAAGAUUGUCCUUGAGAGUAUUAAGUAUAGGGUUGAGGAGGUGUUCAAGAAGCUGGCCGAAUUUGUUUAUCCGGACAAGGUUGGCGUUAGAAAUUAUGUUUUUGUGUUGUAUAAAGAUACAGGAGGCAAGUUAGAGUUUUUGGAACCUCAUCGGAUUUUUGCCUCCUAUAAGCUUGCACCUGGGCAAUAUUUGGUUUUGAAGUGUCUCAAUCAGCUGACAGAGACAGUUGUGGGUGCCGAACGUUUAUGCCUUUAUUAUUCGCCCAUUCAUUUUUUGGAAUCUCAGCGCGCUUAUUUUUUGAGGCGCGGCUACCUUGAAAAGAAGGGCGGUGCGUCCGGCGGCCGCAAGAACUGGCUCCGGCGAUAUUUUGUGUGUACAGAGGACAGGCUAUUGUACUAUAGAGAUGCGAAGGCCCACGGAGAGAACAAGCUGCCUCUUAACGCCAUUUUUUGGGACGACUUUGUUGAGGUUUCGUUGGAUUUUCCUAAGGAAGGCGGGAGUCGGUCUAAGAGGAGCGACAUUUGGCAUAGCUUUUGUUUGAGAACCAAGUGGCCUUCAGAUCGAGUACUGUGGAUGUCUUCGAAGGACAAGACGGAGGUGAGUAAUUGGGUGAUGUCUAUCAAGAUGCUUGGCGAGACGGCGUUGGAGUUGCAGGCGAUUGAAUCGGAGGAGCAAAUUAGGUUGAGGCAGAGCGAGCAUUACGCAUUUAUUGAGUCGUUAGGGAGAAAAAAUAAGAAGAAACAGUUGGAAGACGCUGUCACAUCGCCAUACAACGUUCGCCAUGACUCUCACGUUGACUUUGAUUUCAAGUGGGUUGGAGACAAGCCGGAGGAAAUUUUCAACAUUCAAGAGACGGUAGGAAAGGGGUCUUGGGGAAAAGUUCUCAAAGCGGUCCAUAUUGCGUCGGGGUAUACGUUGGUGAUUAAGAUCAUUGCCAACACCGACCAGAAGAUGCAGGAAUCGAUUCGCAAAGAAAUUGAAGUACUGAAUCGGUGUAGAAGCGAACUCGUGGUUGCUUACUACGGGUGCAGCAUUAUGCAUGAUAAGGAAACUUGGAUUUACAUAGAGUAUUGUGAGAUGGGUUCUAUUAAGGAUAUUAUGAGAAUUUGCAACAUAACUCUGACAGAGUCUCAGGUGGCCUAUGUGGCACUCGAGACGUUGAAGGGUUUAAUUUACUUGCAUCACAACAACAUUUUGCAUUUAGACGUGAAGGCGGCUAAUAUUUUGGCGACGAGCCAAGGGACGGUUAAAUUGACCGAUUUUGGCGUGUCUGAGCAGCUUCGAGCAGGUACAAACGAAUCGCUUGAUUAUGUUGGGACACCUUUGUUUAUGUCGCCUGAGGUGAUCAAGAAAAUAGGUUAUAGUGGAAAGACAGACAUUUGGUCUUUAGGGAUUGCGAUUAUUGAGAUGGUUGAUGGCAGGCCACCUAAUUCAGACAUUAAGUCUAUAGAGGAUCUUCCCAAGCUCUUGAAUCGUCCUCCGGCUACAGUGAGCUCUCCCGAGAAGUUUUCGCCCGAAUUCAAUGAUUUUGUUAAGCAGUGUCUAGUCAGGGAUCCAACCGAGAGGAAGUCUGCUAUAGAGCUCAUUGACCACCCGUUUAUGCAGAAGAGUAAGGGACCCUCUUCGAUAUCUGAUCUCAUCGCUCGGUGUCAGUAUAUAAAGUCUAGGGCUCGUAUUUCUUGAGGCGGGGGUGUUUUUUGGAUGAUUCUGCGUUUUAAUUUUUUUUUUGAGGGUUUUGGUACUAUUCCAAUUCCAUACAUGUGUUUAUGUGGAUAUAAUCCGCGUUCGACUUUCAGACCGAGGUAGUUGUGGUUCGUGCGGCCCACUCAUUUGUUGCAGGAAUAGGUAGCGCCGUCGGGCAAGAGUUUGGUAAAGGUUUGUUGAAGUCAGGGCGACGAGCGCACUGUAUUACACACAAAUUGAGUUUCACUGCGCAGAGAAGCAGUUAUUUAUCUGCUUUUAGAGAGAGACAGACACAUGCAAGUUACAUUCUAGAUCAAUGUCAUCGAAUUUGAUUGAGGCGUACGAAGCCGAGUUCAAGUCGCUUUAUGAUACGACGCUCUCAAAGGAAAACCAUGUUUGGAAGUUCUCUCAAAUGUUCAGCGAUGAGGAAAGUGAUUUAGACAAAGAAUCUUUGAGCGAAGGCGGUAAUUGGAUAUCUUGCCUGGCGUUUGACUCGACUGGGAGUUACCUGGCAGUUGGGUACAACUGCGGUCAAGUUAUUCUUUUUCGAGAGGGCGAAAGCCAUUUUUAUAAUCCCUACACUAUGUUUAAAAGCCACGAUAGCAAGUUUGACGUUUUGACGUCGAUAGAAAUUGACGAGAGGAUUAAUAUGCUGAAAUGGUAUCCCUUUCCUCAGCGUGGAACGCAACGUUUGUUGACGACCAACGACAAAACUAUCAAGCUAUUCAGAAUCAUGGACCGGUCUCCAUUUUCAGACCAAAAAAAAGUAAAUCCUUCCGUCAAAAUGGAGCGCGCUUAUGAGGGCUGUCAUCUUUGCAAUAUUAAUUCUAUUGCAUUCAACUCAGACGGAGAGACCUUUAUUUCUGCCGACGAUCUCAGGAUCAAUUUAUGGAACAUUGAAAUCAACCACGAAGUGCUUAGCACCGUUGAUAUUAAGCCUCAAAAUAUGAACGAAGUGUCUGAAAUGAUUACAUCCGCCGACUUCCAUCCGUUCGAUUGCAACUAUCUAAUUUAUGCCAGUAGCCAAGGCAUCGUUAGGAUGGGCGAUUUGCGUGCCGGUGCUCUGUGCGAAAAACAAGCAAAAGUUUACCGAUGUUCCACCUUCCAAUCAGAUGGCUUUUUUAACGAGCUCACAGCCUCGAUUGGUGACGUCAAGUUCAGUCCUUGCGGGCGUAUGUUCUGUUCUCGAGACUACCUCAGCAUGAAGGUUUGGGACAUUCGACAAGAUUCUGGCCCGCUGAAUGUAAUCAAUUUCCACGACUAUCUGAACAUGCUCUGCGACCUAUACAUAAACAAUGCUGUUUUCGACAGAUUCAGUUUCUCAUGGAGCAACAACUCGGCUCAACUGAUUACCGGAUUUUACAACAACAACUUCUACAUAUGUAACACAUUUAAUAACCAGCGACAAUGUAUCAAGGCUGUUAAACCGACUUCGACCACAAUUACAAAAAGACUUGGCGACCCUAUUGUUGAACCCCUGAUGUUCAAGCAAAAAAUCCAACAUACGGCUUGGCAUCCAAAGGCGAAUGUAUUUGCUCUUGGCACCGGAGACCUUGGAUAUAUUUACCAGCAGCAUCCUCUACUAGAUGACUGAACCUCACACCGGCUUUUUGCAUCUACACAAAGGCACUCCUACUCCGUUCGGUCGUGUGAUAACAGAGAGAUUUUGGACACUUGGACUUUUCAAGCAUUUUGCAUUCUUGCUGUACCGAUGUACAUAAAAAAGAUAUUUUCCGCUUUUUUUUUGUUA